UGAAUUAUCUACUACUUCGAACAUCGACCCCUCCCCCCGGGAUAUCGGUGCAAAUAUAAUUGUAAUUGUAAGUAAAUCAGUUCAUAUGAAACUGGGAACUGCAAGUAGCUGGAACGCUUAAAAGUACCUGAUACGGAGGUGGAACUAAGAACGGUUUGAGUUGAUAAGUUAUUUUACCGUUCCAUUCCUACUUAUCAGCUGGUGACUACUGGAUUUUUCACCGGCAGAUAUAGAAAAAGUGAUUGCAAAAGAUUGAUUAAGAAAAUUAAUCAUAAACGAAAAUGUGUUUCCAAUUAAAAUUAAGAAGAAAUAAAAAUGAUGAAAAUAAUGGCAGCAUUGACAAAUCCAUUUAAUUUCAAAUGACCUCCUUGCUCAAGCCAGCUGUGUGAUUACAUCACAUCGAACCAUUUAUUCAGUACAAUCCUUAUAGUUCAUUAGCCUCUAGUGUUUUUGGUCAAUAGAGUUAUAGUGUAAAUCGACUUAUUGUUAUAUUUUUUAUCUUGGCUUGAUUCAGUGCUUGAAAUAUUUCAAUUUAAUUAAUAAAAAUGCCUACGAACCCUCAAUCGCAGACCAGCUGGGCUAACCAAGGUAUGAUGUAUCAGGCCAACAAAACGGCGGAGUCGACGUUGGAUCCUCUCGAAAAGCUGCGUCUUCUCUGCUUGUCCAGAGGAUCUGAAGGUCUCCUGGAGUUUGGUAGAGUAAUCAGAAGAAAAGAAAGUGACGAUUUGACUUUAGAAGAAUUCAAAGAAGUAAUCCGAGAUGCUGAUUACCAACUCACUGGAGAUCAGAUCGAGUCACUGUUUGAGGCUUUUGACACGGAAGGUUCAGGAACUAUUAGCGCAACUGAAUUCAUUAAUGCCAUCAGACCCGAAAUGUCAGAUACGAGGAAGAAAUCAGUGAAUGAUGCAUUCGACAAGUGCGACAAGGCAAAAGCCGGUGUGAUCACGUUGGAGGAGCUGCGAGAUCUCUGCAGCGUUCGGGCACAUCCCAAGUACAGGAGCGGGGAGAUGACGGAAAACGAAAUCCUGAGGAAGUUCAUGGCCACCUUCGAGAGAGGAAGCGUCGACGGGAACAUAACAAGAGAAGAAUUCUUCAACUACUACGCUGGGGUCAGCGCUUCCAUCGACACUGACACCUGCUUUGAUCUUAUGUUACGACAGGCAUUCCAUUUAUAAACACCUAUCAUUCAAAGGUUAUCUCUAUGUCCAAGUUACCCUUGCAGCUUUAACUAAUACUUUUAAAAAUUAAUUAGUAUUCUGUUCAACUGAUCAGAGCCAAUUUAUUUUUUAUUCGAUUCAAUAUUUAUAUUAUUCAUUUACGUAGUAAUUAAAUUAUCUAAAUACAUUCCACUAUAAUUAACUAAUAGCCCCAUUCCAUCCAUGACAUAAAAGUUGCUUAUAGUGGUAUUAUUUAUAUUUAAAAAUAUAAGCCGGUUCCAAAAUUUUAACUCAGCUAUCAGGCGCAUGCGCAUUACUGUUAUUUCCGUUCCAAAACCUGUAAUCGGCAUGCGCCUGACAGUUUUUUGGUAGUCAAAACUCAUUUGAAACAGGUCUAAUUCAUUGCAAAGAAUGUCUAUAAUUUUUUUAAAUCUUAUGUAACUGAAUUGUGUUAAAUUUUUUAGUCUAAUCCACCCAUCAAUGGAGAUAUAUUAGUAAAUAAAGAUUCAAUAUUUGAAGUAAUUAAUUACAUUUUUCCUUUUUAUCUUCAUUAAAACAUUUUUAAAUAUUUAUUUUAAUUAUAAUAUAUAUUUAUAUUUGUAACAUCCUGUUCAUCAUUACUACAGAUUUAAUUCAGUUAGUACUACAGUACUAAGUACUACUAUCAUGGAAAAUUGUUAAUAAUUUUUUUUUGUAAAUUUACC
Messenger RNA from Nezara viridula (southern green stink bug), 1861 nucleotides. The record is from the annotation of a GenBank genome assembly. NCBI's taxonomy places the organism in Eukaryota, Metazoa, Arthropoda, Insecta, Hemiptera, Pentatomidae.